This is a messenger RNA of Ilyonectria robusta, 1894 nucleotides long. RefSeq lists its product as uncharacterized. The transcript has a single exon. Bases 45 to 1763 code for a protein of 572 amino acids. NCBI's taxonomy places the organism in Eukaryota, Fungi, Ascomycota, Sordariomycetes, Hypocreales, Nectriaceae. The record is from RefSeq and is a predicted model, not a curated record.
CUUUGAACAAAACGUGGUGAUUUCAGUAAUCAUCCCACUUCGCCAUGUCUCAGUAUCAAUCCGUCGAGCUUUCAUCGGAAAUGGACGGCGCUUGGGUUAAUCUCCCAGAUGCCAACAAUUCCAUCAAUGAUGAAGCCGAAUCCAUGCCAGAUCGUGUCCAAAGAGUGCGAUUCGAUCUCAAGGAGCUCCUCAAGUUCUACAGCAUCACCAUAUCUCCGCGGCGCCAUGCGAGACUGGCGCAAUUCUACUCAGACGAGCUUGGAUCGUUGUUCCAGGUUCCCUUCGAGGACCUCUCACAGCAACAUAGGGUCGACUUUAUCCUGCUGCGAAAUUUCCUCAGGCGAGAGCAACGCCAGCUGCAUUUAGAUGAAAAAGCGCAGAAAGCAGCCGGCUUCCUUUUGCCCUUUGCGCCGCUCAUAGUCUCCCUUUGCGAGUCUCGGCAAGAUGUCGACCAGAUGCAAGGAGACAAGGCGGCCGGGGCACUAGAUGCGAUCAAGCGCGGCAUCUGCCAGACCCAAGAUGAAGUGGAAGCGGGCAAAUUACACACCAGCAAAACCACUGCGUACAAAGCCACGCAAAUCCUUAUUGAACUCCGUGGCCAUCUCCAGGAACUCUUGCGCUUCUACUCCUCGUACGACCCAAUGUUUGACUGGUGGGCGACAAAACCCUGGCAGGAAGCAGACGCGGCCAUAUCGCAGUACCUUGCUGUCAUCCAAACUAAACUGGCGGGGAUGCGGCCCGGCGCUGAGGAUGAGAUCAUCGGGGAACCUAUUGGAAGAGCCGGACUGCUCGUCGAACUCGAGGCCGAAAUGAUCCCCUACACACCAGAGGAGUUGAUCAAACUCGCGGAAGAAAAGUACAAAUGGUGCCAAACGCAGAUGAUAGCUGCCUCGGAGGAACUGGGAUAUGAACAAGACUGGAAGAAGGCUUUGGAAUACGUAAAAACACGGUCCGUACCUCCCGGCCAGCAAACGCAGCUCGUCAUGCAGCUCGCUCGCGAGGGGACGGAGUUUGUUCAAAAGCACGACCUCGUCUCGGUCCCCAAGAUCGCCGACGAGACAUAUCGCAUGUUCACCAUGUCCGCAGAGCGCCAAAAGGAGAACCCGUUCUUCCUGGGAGGCCCGUCGAUCAUCGUGUCCUCGCCAACAGCCGACAUGUCGCACGAGCUGAAGAAGAUGGUCAUGAGAGGGAACAACACGCACUUCUCUCGCGCCACGGCCUUCCACGAGCUCAUUCCCGGACACAGGCUGCAACUGUACAUGGGCAAGCGCCACCACAGCCAUCGAACCAUGUUCGAAACCCCCUUCUUCGUCGAGGGCUGGGCCAUGUACUGGGAGCUCGUGUUCUGGGAGAUGGGCAACUUCUUCGUGUCGCCGGAGGACCGCAUCGGGACGCUGUUCUGGCGCAUGCACCGCUGCGCGCGCAUCAUCUUUUCCCUCAAGUUCCACCUCGGCGACAUGACGCCCCAGGAGUGCGUCGACCUGCUGGUGAACUGGGUAGGCCACGAGCGGUCGAACGCCGAAGCCGAGGUGAGGCGAUCCUUCACUGGCGACUACUCGCCCCUGUAUCAAGUCGGCUACAUGCUUGGCGCGUUGCAGAUCUUCGAGCUGCGGAACGAAGCUUUGGGACAGGGGCGGUUCAAGGAGAAGGAGUUCCACGACCAGGUUCUGAAGGCGAAUACCAUGCCCAUUGAGCUGUUGCGGGCACUUCUGCUUGGUCUGGAGCUAAGUCCCGACUACAAAGCCAAAUGGAGAUUCUACUAGAUGUGUAGAGCAGAGUUGUCCCGAGUUAACCUCUCGUUGCCAUGCCUCGGGUUGCCAUGGAUACUUUCGACGGAACGGUUGCUUCAUGUUUAGUCUUGGUCUAUUCACAUUGCACUGCAGUUAAAUAAACU